Molecule: messenger RNA, 954 nt
Organism: Sorex fumeus (smoky shrew)
Lineage: Eukaryota; Metazoa; Chordata; Mammalia; Eulipotyphla; Soricidae
Product: olfactory receptor 51F1-like
Exons: 1
Coding region: 1-954 (317 amino acids)
Biological process (GO): G protein-coupled receptor signaling pathway
Cellular component (GO): membrane
Molecular function (GO): G protein-coupled receptor activity; olfactory receptor activity
Source: RefSeq, a predicted model, not a curated record
AUGCUAUCCACUGGAAACUUUACUCCUGCAACUUUCUUCCUAACUGGAGUUCCAGGACUAGAAGCUUUUCACAUUUGGUUUUCGAUCCCUUUUUGCUGCCUAUGUGUUGCCUCCCUAUUAGGCAACAGUACUAUUUUGUAUGUGGUGGUCACAGACUCAAGUCUCCAUGAGCCCAUGUACUAUUUCCUCUCCAUGCUCUCUGCCACCGAUAUGGGCAUCACGAUUUCUUCUCUCCCCACAACUCUGGGUGUACUCUGGUUCAACGCUAGGAUUAUCAGUCUAGAUGGCUGCAUUCUUCAAAUGUUCUUUCUGCAUGGAUUCACCCUCAUCGAAUCCUCUGUGCUUUUGGCCAUGGCUUUUGACCGCUUUGUUGCCAUCUGCAACCCUCUAAGAUAUGCUAUGAUUCUAACUAACUCUAGAAUCAUCAAAGCUGGUGUGGUGAUUUAUGUCCGAAUGUUGGUCAACUUGAUGCCCUUGCUCCUACUUCUUAAGCGGCUGUCCUUCUGUGGGCCUAAUGUUCUUUCUCACUCCUACUGCUACCAUCCUGAUGUGCUUAAGUGUUCUUGCUCAAGUGUCAAGGUGAACAGCAUCUGUGGCUUAGUUGCCCUCAUUCUGACAUCAGGUAUAGACAUUCCCUGCAUUUUCCUUUCAUAUGUGCUGAUUAUCAAGUCUAUUCUCAGCAUUGCCUCUCCUGAAGAGAGAUCUAAGGCAUUUAGCACCUGCAUUUCUCAUAUUGGUGCUGUUGCAAUUUUCUACACACCCUGGGUCAUAUUGGCUUUGGUGCAUCGGUUUGCCCAUAAUGCUCCUCCAUAUGUCCAUACACUGAUGUCCAAUAUCCAUUUCUUAAUUCCUCCAGUGAUGAACCCCAUCAUAUAUAGUGUGAAGACCAAACAAAUUCGUAAAGCUUUCCUCAAACUGUUUCCAAAGAGAGUAACCAGUAUGAGCAUGCACUGA